Molecule: messenger RNA, 1764 nt
Organism: Thrips palmi
Lineage: Eukaryota; Metazoa; Arthropoda; Insecta; Thysanoptera; Thripidae
Product: tRNA pseudouridine synthase 1-like
Exons: 8
Coding region: 408-1688 (426 amino acids)
Biological process (GO): mRNA pseudouridine synthesis; tRNA pseudouridine synthesis
Cellular component (GO): nucleus
Molecular function (GO): RNA binding; pseudouridine synthase activity
Source: RefSeq, a predicted model, not a curated record
GCCUGUCGGGGCCCGUCACCAUCUCGGUGCACGUGGCGGGCGAGGACGCGAGGACGCUCAGCGACUGAUAGUCGAGUACAACUGCAGCAGACAGCAGACAGCCGGGCGUGGAGGCCCCCCGUCCCGCCGUGGCAUGGCCGUAGCCGCAUAGCCCGUGCAUGUUGUGUUGCUAACCGCACCACAGAAGGCUCACGGUGGCUAAAAGAAUCCCCCGUCGUCGGUACCCCGCGCGCAAGCCGCAGGCAGGCGGCGAUACCCCUCGCUGACUCAUGUGCACGCGCGCAGGGAGUAUCGACGGACUAUUCUGCCGAUAAGUGAGUUGCGGUGGCUGUAUUCGCAGGAAACAGCAGCAGACAGCACAGUGCAGCACCUAACCUGCCGACUGGCUGGUCUGCAGAGUAAUAUUUAUGCUCUUUCAAAGAAAUAGUUUUAUGACAGCAAUGUUGCGUGGUAGAUUAUUGUCUGGCCUGAUAAGGCUAUCUUCUUCCUGUGUUGUUCCUUCUCCAGCUCCAUCGAGCUCUGUCAACAGUCCUGAUGUUGACAGUGAUGGAACUAGUGAUGCAAACAAGGAUCUUGCAGUGGACGAAACGUGGAUCCCUUCAAACAACAAGCAUUAUGUUAAAAAGAAAAAGAUUACUCGUCCUCGUUUUGCUAUGCUGCUUUCCUUCCAUGGUUCAAACUAUUAUGGGAUGCAAUUCAAUUCACAUGGCCCUGCAAUUGAAAACAUACUGUUUGAUGCGUUUAUCAAAAUUGGUCUUCUACCUGAGGAGAAAAUACGGGCUGCUAGAUAUUAUCUAGAUUAUCAACGAGCAUCUCGAACAGAUAGAGGUGUAUCUGCUUUGAGGCAGGUCGUUUCAUUAAGAAUAACUAAGGGUUUUAACAUCGAUGGUAUAAAUGAAUUUUUGCCUGAUGAUAUACGUGUCCUUGGAAUUAAACCUGUUGAUAUGAUUUUUGAUGCCCAAACCUGGUGUACUGCCAGAACUUACAGUUAUAUCAUGCCAACUUAUGCACUGCGUUACUUUGACAAAAGUUGGAAUGACUGUCACAAAUAUCGCAUUGAUUCGCUUUCAGUUUUGAAAGCAAGUCAGAUAUUUGAAAUGUUUAGAGGAACUCACCAUUUUCACAACUACACUGAAAAAAUAGAUAUCUGGGAUCAGAGAUCUCAAAGGAAAAUAAACGACACAGAAGUCUCAAAUCCUUUCUUGAUGGGUGAAGUUGAAAUGAUUGAAUUCAAACUUACAGGUCAAAGCUUUAUGCUUCAUCAGAUUAGAAGGAUGAUUGGGAUGGUAAUAGCAAUAAUGCGAGGGAAGGCAACAUUUUCCAUGUUACAAGAAACUUUGGAGCACCCUAUGAUGCCAGCACCUACAGCCCCAGCAUUAGGCCUCCUCUUAGAAAAGCAACAUUUUGAUAGCUACAAUAAGAGUCGUAAGACCACAAUGCCUUUGGAAUGGGAUGAGUAUGAUGAUGAGGUGGAGAAGUUCAAACUGGAAAAAAUAGUGCCAUACAUGGUGAAGGUGGAACUAGAACAAAAGCAUAUGGAGACUUAUUUGGACCGUAAGAUGAGGAGACAUAGUUUUAAAGGAAAUGACUUGAGCUCGAAAAUGCGGCAAGUUGGCAAAUGGGACAACACUGAAGAUUUGGAAAAAUUACUUAAAGGUGAUGAGGAUGACAGUUCGAAAGAAAAGUAAAAUUGGAUAUUAGAAAUAUUUUUAUUAAUAAAAAUGUACACAACUCAUGUCUUAUCUGGCUUAGACUAAAAUGAAA